CGUAGACACGGCCGAGCGCAGGAGCAAUAUAUAUUCUCCACCGAGGCGAGGGCAUUCGCACCCAACUCUCUCGGGCCGAAGGAGCGUGCCCUAAAAGCCGAGACACCUCGUCUCGUCGUCCUUCUCUCGAGCUCUCUCUCUCCCCCUUCCCUUCCUUGAUCUCGCUUCUCAAGAAAAGGGCGGCCAAACCAUGUCGGGAUCGUACGGCUCCGGUGGAGUGAACGACUCUGGCCCGCCGGCCCGCGGCGGCGGAUACAGCAGAGGAGGCGGUGGGGGAUACGGUGGAAAUCCGUCGAAUCGAGGCGGAGGCGGUGGUGGCGGCGGAUAUCAAGGCGGCGACCGCGGCAACCGGGGAGGCGGCGGGUACCGUGGUGGGGGUCGUGGCGGCGGCAGUGGCCGAGAAGGGGAUUGGCUUUGCCCGGCCCCUAGUUGUGGGAAUCUGAACUUUGCGCGAAGAUCCGAGUGCAAUAAAUGUGGUGCUACAAGACCUGGCGGCGGCGGCACUGGUGGCGGCAGUAGAGCUGGUGGUUAUAACAGGGGAGGAGGGGGAGGAGGUGGUCGUGGCGGUUAUAAUCGAAGUGGUGCAGAUUACAGCAGAGGAGGUGGUGGUGGCGGUGGUCGUGGUGGUUAUAGCGGAGGUGGCGGAGGUUAUGAUGGGAGCCGUGGUGGUAGGAGUGAUAAUUAUGGUGGAAGAGGUGGUUCUUACAGUAGUAGUCAAAGUAGAGAUGGAGAUGAUUCUGCUUAUGCUCAUGUUUCCCAACCAGCUCCGGCUUCGUAUGGUGGUGGCCCUAUGGGAAGUUACCCACUUCCUACAAACUCCUACGGAGGGAAUGAUGCUUAUGAUGCGGAGCCUGUUCCACCACCCAUGAGCUAUGGUGGGCCCCCUUCUUACCCCCCUUCAUAUGGUGCACCACCUCCCAAUCCCUAUGGAGGUGAUGCUCCCUUUGCUCGCGGGGUUCCACCAGUUGAUUAUGAUGGCGGGCAUGCUGAUCGUCCAAUCCCUGGUCGUGAUGGUGGCGCUCCUCCACGCUAUGGGGAUGGUGGUUAUGGUGCUGCUGCUGUUGAGCCCCCUCUUCCGCUCAAGCAGUGUGAUGAAAAUUGUGGCGAAUUUUGUGACAAUUCAAGGAUUUACAUCUCAAAUUUACCUCCUGAUGUGACUACAGAGGAGCUUAGGGAGCUUUUUGGAGGAAUUGGGCAGGUUGGAAGGAUCAAACAAAAGCGAGGCUACAAGGACCAGUGGCCAUGGAAUAUUAAAAUAUAUACUGAUGAAUCUGGGAACAACAAAGGAGAUGCUGUGCUAUCUUAUGAAGAUCCUUCUGCUGCACAUUCUGCAGGAGGAUUCUAUAACAACUAUGAUAUGAGAGGCUACAAGAUUAAUGUCACAAUGGCUCAGAAGACUGCACCUAAAGCUCCUCCUGCAUACGGGCAUGGAAAAUGUGAGGAGUUCACUACUUCGUGGGGCCUACCUUUACCACCUCAAUUACAAGGUAAUCAUAUCUCUUUCGACAUCAAACAACCAAACAACUAUAUCUAUAUUUUCAGUUCUCAAUUUUAAACAUUGAAAAAAGACCCUUCUCUACAACUUCACUUCCAAUUGCUAGCAAUUAAAUUGCAGCUUCUAAUUGAAUUGCAUCCAAUAGAAUUGCAGGCAACCAAACAGCCUCUAAAGGCCUAAAUCCCACGGUCUUCAAGCUGGGCUGAUGCUUUCUUCCAGCCUCCAUGCACAGAGGAAUUUUGCUUCACUUAGGCCUAGUUUAUUGGCAUGUUUUGUCCAUAUUUCCAUCUCUCACUAUUUAUUCUUCUCCAAGAGUGGCGAGUGUUAGGGUGUUGAUUGUCCACAUCCAAUCAUCUUCCAUCUGUGGUACCAACAAGAGCACCAAGGCCGCAACCCUUUGAUCCAAGUCUGAUUCUCUCUUAUUUCCUUUGUUGGAGUUACUUGGUUCUUUGUCCCACCAAUUCCCCUUCAUUUUCUCUCUGUCAUACGUAUGUUCUUGAAGCAAGUCAUCAAAUUAAUUAGCUCUAGAACUGCUAAAUAUAUCAAAUCCUCCAUUUGAAGUUUGACAGAAUGUUUUGUUGUAGAAAGUAGUCAUACUCCAUUCAUAUUGUAUUGCUUUUUCAUACAAAGCCAAUAUCUGUCUUUUAAGCUAAGGCUAGAUUUGUAAAUCUAGAGCAUUGCAGAUAUAGAGCCUGGGAGAAAUUUCAUUUUGUAAUUUCAUAAUACAGCAUUCACUUUGCCAAUUCGCGUAUUCAACUGGAAGUAAGUGAUUUAAUGUUAAGGGUAAUUUGAUGAUUCAAUUAUCUCAAUUUGGCUUUUCUUGAAACUAACCACAUACCCAAGCUAAGUUAUAAACAAUCUGUUGCCUCACUUUAUCAGCACUUUUCACAUCAUUGCUCAAGCUUAUGUUAUAUAAAGAAGAAAAAUGUAUAAAUUAAGGCUUUUGUUAUGUUUUAGAAAAUCAGUUUUAGUUUGUUUUCUCAGUUGAGAUUCUAGGGAUGCAUGUGUGUAUAUAUGUAGGUGGUUUGUAUAAAUGUUUGCAUGCAAUUGUAUUGUCCCUUUCCAAUGUAGUAGUUGUAAACCAAGUAACCAACUAUAUAGUGGGAUAUUACGGGAUGAAAAGUUAUCAAUAGAUAAGCAGAUGGUCUUUACAUGUAUUAGGGAAAAUGGACUGAGCACUUACACAAAAAUAUUUAUGCAUGCUUCAUAUAUCUGGUCUAAUAGCCAAAAAUUCUGAGACUUGUGGUUUUAGUUUGGGUCCCAAGCCAUGGUCUUAUUUGGUGAUUAGGUUAAGGUGGCAUUGGUGGGGCAGACCUAAACAGAUCCAAACAAAUAUAAUUUAGAAUGUCGUAGUUGAACAAUUCAAAAAAUGACUCCUUAGUGUGGUGCCAAGAUACUUGAACAGUAUCACUGCUUGUUUAUUACACUUAAUUGAUAGCAAUAUUAAAACAAUGCCAUUUAUUUGCUUAUGAUAACUAUCAUUGAUUGGAUCUAGUGGUUUAACAUGCUUGUGCAUGUGCGUCAUAACUAGUUCAUUAAAGGUAUCAAUCUCACUUUUUUUGAGAAGUAUUAAUAAAAAAAUUGUUCAUUAUUUUUAGGCAAGCCCGAUCCCAACUAUCUGAUGUGAACAUUAUUACUUUCUUUAGGUCCUGUUUGGAUGUUGGAGGAUCUUAUAGGUCUGACGUGAUCUUCUGGUAGUGGGUUAUUGUUUCAUUGAUACACUUGAACUCAAGUGCCAAGAGAUCUUCUGACAAGAUCUUCUGGUAGUGGGUUAUCGUUUCAUUGAUCGGAUCUAGUGGUUUAACAUGCAUGUGCAUGUGCACCAUAACUGGUUCAUUAAAGGUAUCAUUCUCACUCUUUCUGAGAAGUAUUAAUAAAAAAAUUCUUUGCUUGUUUUCAGGCAAGCCUGAUCCCAACUAUCUGAUUUGAACAUUAUUACUUUCUUUAGGUUUUGUUUAGAUGUUGGAAGAUCUAAUAGGUCUGACGAGAUCUUCUGUAGUGGGUUAUUUAUUGUUUCAUUGAUACACUUGAACUCGAGUGGUCUAGAGAGAUUGGAGAAACUAGAACAUAACUAAUCCCUGAUUUCUUGGAGAUAAGUCGAAUCAGCUUCAAAAAGGGAUUAACUGUCUCUAAGAAUCAGGAUGUGCCUGUUGCUGGCGGUCCUGAACUCCAUGGACCACCUCUAUUUUUAUGUGGUUUUAACACCGAAGGCCCCUGCGGAUAAGAUCUGUCAGCAUUCAAACGGCCUUUAGUGUCCUUUUAUCCUUGCGAAGGCCUACAUCUGCUGCUAGUACUAGCUUUCUCAAAUCAUUUCUCAAAACUUGCCUCCAUGUUAUUUGUUCUUCCUUAUCUUUAUCCAUCUUUCUUUAUCAGCCCAAGCUCGCAGUCUUAGAUGGUUUUCACCACAUUGUUGUCAUUGGGCAAAUCUCAUGUGCUUCAUCUAGUGCCCUAAAUUUUCACCUUAUUUUUCUUGGGUUUAUAAGACAGGACAUUCUCAUCUUUGUCAAAUUUGUUAUAUUUGCUUGAACCCUUAUUUUCCACAUAGAGUCUGUCUCUCUUUCUCGUGUAAGUUCUUUCUCAACUAUUAAGACAUAUCUUUAGUUAUAUUCUUAUUUCUGACCUAUACUUUCAAAAUAUGUUAGGCAAAUGAAAUAAUUUUUUAAAAAUUGCAGUAGUUAUGAUCAUAUGACAGUCUUCCUAUUACGCUCUGACCCAUAGGCACAAAUCAGAGCGACAAACGACCACACAUCUGAUAGGGUUUGGUCCUAUAAGAAUUUCUUAUUUUCAAGACUAGUUUUUUCCCCAAGUAACAAUGAAUAGGCAUAGGUAAAUUUUGGAGCUUUAAUGAAAUUCUAAUAUAGAAUUCCAAAGUUAAAUAUUCCAAAAUCGAAAAAUCAGACAUAGACUCUAAUGCUCAGCCAUAACUCCAUCUGGGCUACUUAGCAGAUGAAAAAAAUGACAAGGGAGAAUAGUGAGCUAAUAGGCCAGUAAGUUACCUUUACAUCUCUUGUUAGAUCAAGCAUAUAAUAUAAAAAAAUGUUUAUGUAAUACAGGUACCGUUGUCAAUUGUAAUGAAAGUAAAUUUUGCAAAGUCAGGAAGGAGCUUCAGAAAUGGCAUUAAGAAGUUUACCAACAUAAUUGAUUCACCUUUUAGAAUGACACAAUGAAAAAAAUGCAUCUUGUGGAGAAAACCCUUUUUAUAAAAUUUUCAAUAAUUGCAAUUACGAUUCUACCCUCUCUUAGUCUUCAUGAUUACGGUCACAAUUAGCCCCGUGAGAAAGCUCGAAAGAGACUAGCUCCCAAGUCCAUCCGAUCAACCCUAUUGGCUAGGCUCAAAAGGAACUAACUCUGAACAUAUUUUUGUUAGUGAUUAGCCUCAUUGGCCAGGCCCAAAAGAAACUAGUUUCUGAACAUGUAUUACCAACGAUCAGCCCUGCUGGCUGGGCCUGAAUCAUAGUUAGAUUAAAGAAUGAACAUUAAAUUCAUUCUAAAACCAUUUGAUUAUAGAUCUUUCUAAUACCAAUGAACUUUCAACAAUAUUUAAUAACUCAUUUCAUAUGUUUCCAUCAUGCAAAAUCAACCAACAUUCUUUUGAUACAUGAAAGUUCAGCAACAUGCUUAUGCUUGAUCCAUAUUUCAGAAUCAUUUUUUGUACAGGGCAAACAUAAUAUUUAAUUUUAAUCAUGGAAUAUCUAUAAAUGAAUUUUAUAAAUUCAAUUUCAAGUGCUUUAGCUAUUUUUCCAAACACAUCUAAAAACCAAGUAAAAUAAAUUUCUAAUCCGAUCAUAUGACAUGCACAGUAAAAAUGUUUUGGGGGUAGACUUACAUAUCUAGAUUGGCAAGAUGCCAAAAUUCUUCCUAACAAGGCUAUGCACGGCCUGGAAAAAAAGGAGAGAGAGGGAUGGGGGAGAAAUAAGUUGACCCAAAAUAAAUGAAAAUUGUUACUCUUUUAUUGUCUAACAUUCUUGUCGAUACAUUAUCUUCAUUCUAUUUUAGAUUGUAAUAUCUAAUGAAAAGUAUAGCUUCAUGAGCAAAGGCUCCUAUCAUGAUGAACCCUGCAAUGUAUUGUAAUGAGUAUAUAACUCAACUUGAGUAGUAAAGUCUUAUGCAUGAAUGCAUAACCAGGUAAAUAGUAUGUAUUGAGGUAAUAUGGAAGUUUUAACCUCUGUAGAGGCUAGAGCAGGACCUAAUUGAGAAUGGAUCGAAUUAUCAAUUGUGUUGUAAAGAUGCUUAUGCCCAUGUCCUAAUUGACCCCGGGGUGGGGGUUGAUGAGGACCAAAAAGUGGCUAUUUCAUAGUGGAGAGUUAGUGAUUACCUCGGAUGUUGGCCUUGGCCCCUAUGCUGGAUGCUCCUUAGAGGUGUAAGGGUCCUAAUUAGAGAGAGAUUGCUAGCCUUAAAUCUAGAGGUGUCAUGGAGAUAGAGAGAGAAGAAGACUUGGGCGAGGGGGUUUUCAAGUGAGAGAGUGAGAGAGAAGACUCGGAGGAUGGUUCAGCUAGAGAGAAGAAUCAGGGAAACGGGCUCAACUGAGAGAUAGAUGGAAUCCAUGAUUUUUUUUUUUGGGAGGGGCUGGUGGUGGGGUGAAUUAUUGGUCAACAUGGCAGCAUCAAUCAACGAGGCGAUGAGCGUCUGCGGCCUCGGCAAAACAAGGCAGCAGCUAUAGCGAAAUGGGGAACUAUGGAGAGAAGAUGGAGAAGGGCGGUCAGCUUCGAUGUUGGCAAACGACGGUGAUCGGAGACAAAUCUAGCAUAGGCGCAAAGUAGGGUAGGCUGGCGCCAAAGAGCAAGAGUGAGAGAGAUUAACAAUUAGGGGAGGUGGAGCGGAAAAAGAGAGGAGGCUCUAGUGCCGGUGGUAGGCAAGUGAGGAUUGACUGUGAUCAGUGGAGGAAAUGGAGGAUAGGCGAGAGCAGGGCCAGCUCAACCCUUAGGCAACUAAGGUGGUCGCCUAAGGCUUCGGCCUAAAGAAGGCUCCAUUGUGCCCUUGAGAGUAUUCUCGACUUCGUAAAGCAGCAAGGCUAGUUUAGAAAAAAGAUCAGAAACACAAAGAAGUAGAUAAAAAAAGCGAGGGUUAGGGAUGGAAGAGUGAAUGUUGUAGCAAAGGAGAUGAACUCGAGGCGGGAGAAGCCUAGGAAGAUGCCGGAGAAGCGAUUGUAUGACGGCGAUAUGGUUGAGGUCGACAACGGCAGAGCAACGACCGUUGCCGCCGCGCUUGGCUAUCUCCAUCAUCGGCCAUUUCUUGAACCCAUGCUUCUUCUUGGACUCUAAGAGAGAGAGAGAGAGAGAGCCAACUGAGAAAAAAUUUCGGUGGGUCCGCCUUUUUGUAAGGUGUAGACGGCCUCUGUGCGUAGAAUAUAUGUGUGAGGAUCUGCUGUCCGAGUUAUUUUCGUGGACCCAUUGUAUCCGUUGCUGCAUGGCGUCAUACGAAACCAAGGUGAUGCCAAUACUUGAUGCUACAGUGGACGACUUAGACCUGUCAUGGCUUCGCGUGUCCAGGUGAUUUGACUUCAUCCAUUUCAAAAUGGAUAGCUCGAGGCAAAUGGGACAAAUGAAUAUGAUAAGGAAGGCCCAUUGGCCGAAAAACUCUGGCUGACCAAUCUUUGGAUUCCAGAAAAAUCCAUCUUUCCUUUGAGUCCUCCUGUGUUAAUAUAUAACUAGCUAGAUCCAGAAUUUUGAGCUAAAAUUCAUCAUCUCUAACUGGGUGAAUUUGGGUUUCAUAAAAACUAGUGUUACAGGAUAUUUAUGGUCAAGGUCGUGGUCUUAGUUGAGAUGCACGCUCGACCGAUAAGUCUAAACUUUAGACAUAAAUCAAGCUCGGGUUGAGCCUUUGAAUCUUAGUCCAUUUGUCAAUGGCAACCAGUCAAGCUAUCAUUUAAUAGCUCGGUUCAAAGUGUAUUUUGAUUUGAUGAAAUCAAGUUUUAUAAGAUAAAUGAUCGAAGUUAGGAUUUUAGUUGAGAUGCACACUCAGACUGAUAGGUCUGUAAACUUUGUAGACACAUCAAGGCCAGGUCGACUCUUUACAUGUAAAUUUCAUAUACGCAUCCAAGAGAUCUUCGGAUCUAGUAUCAAAGAAAUUUGUUAAAUGGCACCCCCCACCCCUUGGAGUCCUUAAUUUUGAUGGGACUGUUAGAGGAGAAAAGGCAGCAAAAGGCUUUAUAAUCUGAGAUCAUAAUGCCCAGCUAUUGUGGGCAGCUGGUAGGCCUCUUUCUUGUUGUUCUGUUUUUCAAGCUGAGUUAGUGAUAGCAUAGGAAACAAUUAAAUGUGCUGUCAGGACCGGCUCAACCCUUAGGCGACUGAGGCGGUCGCCUAAGGCCCCGGCCUAAAGAAGCCCCCCUUAGUGAAUUCGCCUUAGGACCCCAAAUGCAUUGAGUCGCCCCUGAGCGAGAGUGCUGUGACAGUGUCCAACAGUGGGGAACUAGUAUUGGUCUCUUCGCUGGAAGAGGGAGAAUGACUCGUUGAAAUAGGGGAGAGGAUUGGAGAAAGGCAAGGAGGUGGCAAUUCCACUCUUGCCUUUGCCCAUGCCAGCUUGCUUAAGUGGUGUAUCCACCGAUGGACUUGCAUGCGGCAAGCAGGGAAAGCUACCUGUCUCAGGUAGAAAAGAGGGAAAGUCAGCCUCUCCUGGCUGGUUGGCUUGAAAUGGAAGGUCUCUGGUGAUCAUUGGGGUGACUGUGGGCUAGUCUGAAGCAGGAGGUGAUGAUCAUGGCGAUGCUAGCCUCUUUGAGGCUAGGUUGGCCCAAGAUGGAAGGAGGUGGCGAUCAUGGUGAUGCCAGUCCCUCAGGAUGGUCGAUCAUGCAUUGUGUACAUAAAAUCCAUCUAAAUGCCACUUAGCUAUACUUCCUUCCAAUUUCUAUGUGGGUGCAUAAGGAUAUGGAUGCAGGUAGGUAGCAUUUACAAGUUUUUCGCUAUGCAUGACUUUAUAUUGUGCACUCAUAUGUUUUUUUUGUAUAUUGGUUCCUAAGUGAAAUCUUUUAUUUGCAAUCCCUUUUAUCUUUAUAUUUGCACAUUAAUCCCAACAAUCCUGUAACUCUUUGCAUACAAGCCUCUUGAGUUUACUUAACAAGACCUAAAUGGAGUAUUUCUGGUUUAUUCGUCUAAUACUGUCAGUUUUACUAGUCGUUCCAUUUUAUUGACUAUUUUGUGCUGAAAAAGAUGGCAGAGAGAGGGAAAGGUGGGUGGGGGGAGAGCAAGGAUGAGAGAUGGUAGGACAGACUGAGGUGAGAGUAGGAACAGAGGAGACUUAGAUAACCGAUCUUUUUCCAAGGUUAUUUAGUCUCAUUCCAACUCUAGUAAUUCUUAACCACGAUUUGGUUAAAGUAACACUAGCAGGAGGACUAAUAGACGUAACAGAGCAGAUUGCAGAUUGGAGGGAUUAACAUGCAAAUAUGAAAGAUUAUAGAUGUAAAAACCAGCAAAAAAAGCCAAUGUAGUUUCUGUCUCUUCAUGCUAAAGAGUAGGUUAUGGCAUUGUGGGUUUUGAGCUAAGAGGGACUUCUGUUUUCCUAACGUGAUAAGGAUUAGCACAUAUUGAAAUCAAGUAUAGAAACUUUUUGUAAGAACAAUAUCGCGGCAUAAUAUCACGUACAAAAGAGAGAAGCAAGAGAGAGGAAA
Messenger RNA from Phoenix dactylifera (date palm), 9095 nucleotides. Lineage: Eukaryota; Viridiplantae; Streptophyta; Magnoliopsida; Arecales; Arecaceae. The record is from RefSeq and is a predicted model, not a curated record.